Molecule: messenger RNA, 1743 nt
Organism: Thlaspi arvense
Lineage: Eukaryota; Viridiplantae; Streptophyta; Magnoliopsida; Brassicales; Brassicaceae
Source: the annotation of a GenBank genome assembly
AUGUCGAAAAUAGAAACGAUUUAUGCGACGAUAGGAAAAUUUGUCGAUUCCUUUUCUGGCUUCCUCUCCGGCACUGCCUCAGGCUACGGCGAUGAGUUUCCCUUGUGCGCUGUCGACAUUAUCUCGGGAUGUGAGGAAGAGCUUGCAGAAGCCCAGAAAGGCCAAGACGAAGGGCAUAAGAAGGAAUGCAUCAUGUGCCUAUAGUGGGCUCUUGUUCAUUCAAAGAUACACGCAGAUAUACAGUGUGGGAUAGCUAUGCUUGAAGCUUCGGUGGUUAAUGAUUCAAGUCCGAUGAAACUAAGGGAGAAGAUCUAUCUCCUUGCUGUUGGGUACUAUCCAAGCGGUAACUAUUGAAGAAGCUGGGAUUGUAUAGAACGGUGCUUGGAGGUUGAACCGGAGUGCAGACAGGCUCAGACACUAUAAGCGGCUUUAGAGGAUCCUAUUGUACUAUUGUCAAAGCCUUAGUAAGCAGAGGCUGACAAGUAAAGAACCUAUAUUAAAUACAUGUGCAUGUUUCCCUGAUCUUCAGUGAGUUUGUUUAGUUCCUUUGUGUUCCUUUGGAACAAUGUCUUUUAUUAAACGAAAAUGGAUGAUUUGUAAUUCCAGUUUUACUGUGAAAAGCUAAACAACAGAAGUGAUUAAAGAAGCAUUCAAACAUAAACUUUAUUAUUACUUGAGCACUGUUUUCAGGUUUUUAUUUUGGAGGAUCAACUCUUAAGUUUCUUAAUGUCCUAGCAAGGCUAGAAGAAAAGUCUUGUAGUCCCCUAAUGUCUCUUUCGCUAAGGCUUGAUCGAGACUCACAUUGUUCCUCUUGAGAUACAGCUCACUGAUCGUCUUCAGGUCCUUUUUUGUUCGUGUGACAAUCACACAGGUUAGGGUUUUUGAUGCACCUGAUGGCUGCACGAAGUGCACUCAGGUAAUCAUUUGUAGGGUGAUUGAGGAGAUCCUGGACAUCACAUGUAUCAUUACAGAUAUCAAAAGGACAUUCUCAUGAAGUAAACUGAUAUCCUUGUAGCGGUUGAAGAUUGCGCUGAGCUGCACACCGCUCCUCCUGCUUAGCACCCUGAUCGUUUCUUCAUGAUCUACAGCCUUACCGAGGAUUUCAUCAUGAAGAAUCAAAAAUUUUAUGUUAAGAAUUAAGAUGAUGAAUCAAAAUUACCGUACAUUUCUUCAUUACAAAUAAUCUAUAUGAUCCCGAUUGGAACUUCAAACCGAUCCAACAAUGCAAGUUUGAUUUGUAUUAAAAUAACAUAAUGUUCGAUGAGUUUGUAUGAAUAUAUAUCUACGUCAAAGAAGAGGUGCAAAGAGCAACACAUGUUGAAGUUGUAGAAAGGACAGAACUAGAGGCUAUUUGAUUCCCCGUUGUUAUGCUUGCAUCGGAGAACAAGAUUUCAUUGUUGUUCUUCUUCAUCGAGUCAAAUCGACCGAGAUCUAAAAGAACGUAGCCUUCAAAACUCAUCAGCAACGUGGUAUAGUUCCAGGUGAGCUCUUAUUUUCAAUAUUUUUUGGACUGUUUGUGGAUUGUAUCAAGCAACUCGAUAAAUCCAAGGGAGUCCAAAAGCUUUCCGCAUAGAACUUAUGAAGACUUGGCUUGUUUUCCUUAUAAAGGAGACAAGAAAGAAUAAUGAUUGGGUAUAUACGAACCUAGCUUUCUCUUCACUAAGCCUCUGCAGCUUGUAUGCACAGCUCUCGAAUAAAAAUGAUGAAACCUUUGGAAAUUAAACAAAUAAGAUAGAUUAUGAC